Molecule: messenger RNA, 1302 nt
Organism: Aspergillus ochraceoroseus IBT 24754
Lineage: Eukaryota; Fungi; Ascomycota; Eurotiomycetes; Eurotiales; Aspergillaceae
Exons: 2
Source: RefSeq, a predicted model, not a curated record
UACUCCCAGGACGCCCGUCAUCGGCGGGUGGGUACUGGCUUCAGCUCGACUGGCCGCCGUACUGUCAUGGGGUACUGGGUACCACUGGCCAUGACCGUCGGUAUCGCGGCAAUUGGUGUUGCAGCCUGGGUCUGGAGCGAACGCAAUGAGGCAGAUGACGAUGAUGAACAUGAUCACCAUCACCCUCAAGAUAGUGGUCAGGUCCCUCAAGGCCCUCCUGGUGGCGUGUCGUUCCCUCCGGGAGAGUUCCAAGGGGAAUACGCGCGAUCAACAGGUGCAGAUAUUCCCGGCCAUCCUCAGGAUGAUGUUAGUAUGGUGGCUCGAAUGCAGGAAGCAUUACGACGCACACCUAGUCCCCAACAAAUCUUCGAUGGAGCUAGUAAGAGGGUCGCAGCUGGUAUGGCAGCGGCCGGCGCUUUCGUAGGAGGCGCUCUGACAUCAAUACGAGAAGAAAAUAGAGGUGACUUCGAAGACCAUUCCCGAUGGUCCGAGGAAGUGGAAUCGAGAGCCCAACAAAGGGACCUUUCCAAUCCAAACGCCGUCCCCUCUGCCGUUGGCGCUCCGCCCGCCCGGGGACCUGUUGGUGGACCGGCUGCAGUUGACAAGAAGAAAACGGUGGUGAUAGUGGUUUCAUCAGAAUCUUCUCAUCUUCAUACCGAAGAACUGACCUCUGACCAUGUGUCUAUCCUUUCGCAUCUUCCCGAGCACAUCAACCCGGAUACUGCUGAAAUUUUUGUCUUGAUCUACGCCCCAGGCUUGAAACAUGCUACCAAUCAGGGUAGCCCCUCCCAUCCGCUUUCCGUCACCUCCUCCUACUCAAAUAUUGCGCCCGAAGACGCUACGCCCUCCGUUGAAGCAACUACUGGCGACCUAUCUACCUUACAACCUCGUCCGACUGAUGAGCCGGAGGGCGCGACUCCCCUCUUCAACACCCUAUAUACUCAGGCGCAAGCUAUUGUUGACAAGGAAAAUACAAUUAUGCCCUUCAGUACCCUCACGGGUUAUGUGCAUCUUGUUCGCCACCUCUCCGCGGAUACUGUUUAUGUCCAAGAGUCCUUGGCUGGCCAGGAUGGAAGCGCAGUGCACCAUAUCGCCGGUUGGGUCAGACAAGUUGUAGUUGUGGUCGGUGAUGAUGGCGGGCGGGGCGGCCUGAUUGACAGCGACGACGAAUCUGCGCUCGCAGGCCAGGAAGAUAAAUGGUGGCAAAAGGAGGGCAUCACUGGUAUUGGUAAGCGUAUUGAUGUUGUUGAUGUACUUCGUGUAGGAGACGACUGGCGACGAAGGAUCAGCGGUCAUGACUAG